This is a messenger RNA of Penicillium cinerascens, 4020 nucleotides long. RefSeq names its product ion-transporting P-type ATPase SPF1. Gene Ontology annotation, molecular function: P-type ion transporter activity; ATP binding; ATP hydrolysis activity. Gene Ontology annotation, biological process: intracellular calcium ion homeostasis. The transcript is spliced from 6 exons. Gene Ontology annotation, cellular component: endoplasmic reticulum membrane. The coding region runs from base 1 to 4020 and encodes 1339 amino acids. The record is from RefSeq and is a predicted model, not a curated record. Lineage: Eukaryota; Fungi; Ascomycota; Eurotiomycetes; Eurotiales; Aspergillaceae.
AUGAAGAAAUUGUGGAUUCAUGAACCAGAGUCGGCUGUGAGGGCUCAGAUCCACCUUACUAAGCCGUUAGCGCGUUCCGGGGGCGAACUCUGGAACCCGAAAUUAUAUCCAACUGGCCUCUUCUCUUGUGCCGUUUACUGGAUCCCGUUUGUGGUCACCUCCGCUGCCACCAUGGCAAAACUCGCAGAUGAUCCCCAGAUCCAACAUGCGUCCCUGCAUAAUCCCCUCCCGCUUCAAUUGCAUACCUAUGUCUGGCCGUUCCUGAUUAUCUGGCCCGUGUUCUUUGCCUUCUACCUUUCCCCUGAGCGCUAUGAUACCUACAUUCAGGGCCAGGAAUGGACCUUUGUCUUUGCGGGGUCCAUCAUCACCGUGCAGUCGCUGCUGUGGCUGAUGACCAAGUGGAACAUUAACAUUAGCACUCUGUUCACCACCACCUCGGCGAAUUCCGUUGAUACUGCCCGCCUCAUCAAGGUCAUUCCCAUUACCAACGCCGGUUCCGCCGAGAUCUGUCCUUUGAUCCGUGAAAACGCUGGUGGCAAGAAGACGCUCUCGUUCCUGUUCCAGAAGCGCCGCUUCCUAUUCUACCCCGAAACCCGUUCCUUCGCGCCUCUGUCCUACAGCAAGGGUCUUACCACCAAGGCCGAGAUCGAGCGCAUCCAACACCACUACGGCGACAACACCUUUGACAUCCCCGUUCCUACCUUCGUCGAGCUCUUCCAAGAGCAUGCGGUGGCACCGUUCUUCGUGUUCCAGGUGUUCUGCGUUGGACUGUGGAUGUUGGACGAAUACUGGUAUUACUCGUUGUUUACGCUGUUCAUGCUCGUUGCUUUCGAGAGCACCGUGGUGUGGCAGCGCCAGAGAACCCUCAACGAGUUCCGUGGAAUGAACAUCAAGCCAUACGAUGUGUGGGUUUACCGCGAGAACAAGUGGCUGGAAAUUACUAGCGACAAGCUUCUUCCCGGCGAUCUGAUGUCUGUCAAUCGCACCAAGGAGGAUGGCGGUGUUGCUUGUGACAUUCUCCUCAUUGAGGGGAGUGUUAUCGUGAACGAAGCAAUGCUCUCUGGUGAGAGUACCCCGCUUCUGAAGGACUCUGUUCAGCUUCGCCCUGGUGAUGACCUGAUUGAACCGGAAGCUCUGGACAAGAACUCGUUUGUGCAUGGGGGUACCAAGGUCCUUCAGGUCACCCACCCCAACGGCACUGGAGAUGAGUCACUGAGUAACCUGGCCGCUGGCAUUACCGCUCCCCCCGACAAUGGUGCUAUCGGCGUGGUUGUCAAGACUGGCUUUGAAACCAGCCAGGGUAGCCUUGUGCGCACUAUGAUUUACUCCACCGAGCGUGUCUCCGCCAACAAUGUCGAGGCUCUGUUGUUCAUUCUUUUCCUCCUGAUUUUCGCGAUCGCUGCCUCGUGGUACGUGUGGAAGGAGGGUGUUUCCAAGGAUCGUAAGCGAUCCAAGCUUCUUCUGGACUGUGUCCUCAUUGUCACGAGUGUUGUUCCCCCGGAGCUUCCCAUGGAGCUAAGCUUGGCCGUAAACACAAGUCUUGCUGCCCUGAGCAAGUUUGCUAUCUUCUGUACCGAGCCCUUCCGUAUCCCCUUUGCUGGACGCGUGGAUAUUGCUUGCUUCGAUAAGACUGGUACCCUGACUGGCGAGGACCUUCUCGUGGACGGUAUUGCUGGUCUCACACUGGGACAGACGGGUGCUAAAGUUGAAGCUGAUGGUGCUCACACUGAUUUGGCAAAGACUGCGACUGUUGGUCCUGAAACUACUCUUGUGCUUGCCAGCGCCCACGCCCUGGUGAAGCUGGAUGAGGGUGAUGUCGUUGGUGACCCCAUGGAGAAGGCUACUUUGGAGUGGCUUGGUUGGACUCUUGGCAAGAAGGACACCCUGAAUAGCAAGGGCAAUGCCCCUGUUAUUUCCUCCCGCCCCGUCGAGUCUGUUCAGAUCAAGAGAAGAUUCCAGUUCUCCUCUGCCCUGAAGCGCCAGAGUACCAUCGCCACUGUGACCACCAACGAACCCAAGACUUCGAAGAAGAGCAAAGCUACCUUUGUCGGUGUCAAGGGUGCUCCUGAGACUAUCAGCACCAUGCUUGUCAACCUGCCCUCUAACUACGAAGAGACAUACAAGCACUUCACUCGCAAUGGUGCCCGUGUUCUCGCUCUCGCCUACAAGUAUCUCUCUACCGAGUCGGAGCUCUCUCAGAACCGCAUCAACAACUACGUUCGUGAAGAGAUUGAAUCCGACCUGAUCUUCGCUGGUUUCCUUGUCCUCCAGUGCCCUCUGAAGGAUGAUGCGAUCAAGGCUGUCCGCAUGCUCAAUGAAAGCAGCCACCGUGUUGUCAUGAUUACCGGUGACAACCCGUUGACUGCUGUCCAUGUUGCCCGUAAGGUUGAGAUUGUGGACCGUGAAGUGGUUAUUCUCGAUGCUCCCGAGCACGAUACCUCGGGAACUCGGGUUGUCUGGCGUACCAUUGACGACAAGCUUAACAUCGAUGUUGACCCGACCAAGCCUUUGGACCCCGAGAUUCUGCAGACCAAGGAUAUUUGUAUCACCGGUUACGCUCUGGCCAAGUUCAAGGGCCAGAAGGCUCUGCCCGACCUGCUUCGCCACACCUGGGUGUAUGCCCGCGUGUCUCCCAAGCAGAAGGAAGAUAUUCUGCUUGGCCUCAAGGAUGCUGGCUACACUACCCUGAUGUGCGGUGACGGUACCAACGAUGUCGGUGCUCUGAAGCAGGCACACGUCGGCGUUGCCCUUCUGAACGGAUCUCCCGAUGACCUGACCAAGAUUGCCGAGCACUACCGGACCACCAAGAUGAAGGAGCUGUAUGAGAAGCAGGUUGGCAUGAUGCAGAGAUUCAACCAGCCCGCGCCUCCUGUGCCUCUGCCAAUUGCUCACCUCUACCCUCCCGGUCCCUCCAAUCCCCACUACCAGAAGGCCAUCGAGCGAGAGGUGCAGAAGAAGGGUGCUGCCGCCGUAGCCGCUGCCAAGCCGGGUGAGGAGAUUCCCACCAUCACCUCGCCAGGUGCUCAGGCACUGCAGUCGUCCCAGGCCAUGACUCCCCACCAGCAGAGACAGCAGCAGGUCCAAGCUGCCGCCGCCGGCUUUGCCGACAAGCUCACCUCUUCCAUGUUGGAGCAGGAACUGGAUGAGAGCGAGCCACCUACCAUUAAGUUGGGUGACGCCUCCGUUGCUGCACCAUUCACCAGCAAGCUGGCCAACGUCAUUGCUAUUCCGAACAUUAUUCGCCAGGGCCGUUGCACUUUGGUCGCGACGAUCCAGAUGUAUAAAAUUCUUGCUUUGAACUGUCUGAUUAGUGCCUACAGUCUGAGUGUCAUCUACUUGGAUGGUAUCAAGUUUGGUGACGGUCAGGUCACUAUCAGCGGUAUGCUGAUGAGCGUUUGCUUCCUGUCUAUCUCUCGUGCCAAGUCGGUCGAGGGUCUCUCCAAGGAGCGCCCGCAGCCAAACAUCUUCAAUGUGUAUAUCAUCGGAUCCGUUCUUGGACAGUUCGCUAUCCACAUUGUGACUUUGAUCUACCUCUCCAACUACGUCUACUCCAUUGAGCCGAGAUCUGAUAACGUCGACCUCGAGGGCGAGUUUGAGCCGUCUCUUCUGAACAGCGCCAUCUACCUCCUCCAGCUGAUCCAGCAAAUCUCUACCUUCUCGAUCAACUACCAGGGCCGUCCUUUCCGCGAGUCCAUCCGCGAGAACAAGGCCAUGUACUGGGGUCUGGUCGCCGCUUCGGGUGUUGCCUUCUCCUGCGCAACCGAGUUCGUCCCUGAGAUCAACGAGAAACUGCGUCUGGUUCCUUUCAGCAACGAGUUUAAGCUCACGCUGACGGUACUGAUGAUCUUCGACUACGGCGGUUGCUGGUUGAUCGAAACUGUCCUGAAGCAUUUCUUCAGUGACUUCCGUCCCAAGGACAUCGCUGUGCGUCGCCCUGAUCAGCUGGCGCGCGAGAUGGAGCGCAAGGCGAAGGAGCAGCAGGAGGCUGAAGCAGAGAAAGAGCAGCAGAGGAAGAUGUAA